Messenger RNA from Oryzias latipes (Japanese medaka), 1413 nucleotides. RefSeq lists its product as uncharacterized. Lineage: Eukaryota; Metazoa; Chordata; Actinopteri; Beloniformes; Adrianichthyidae. The record is from RefSeq and is a predicted model, not a curated record. Gene Ontology annotation, biological process: regulation of toll-like receptor signaling pathway.
UGCAGAAGUGAAACAGGACAGAGGAAGAGAAGUCAAACUUCUGAACCGGCCAUCUAUGAAGAGCUGAGAGACGUGCAAAAAGAGGCAGAAAGAAAGACGUUCCUCGGUGUCAUGUUGGCGGAAGGUUUUUUGACAUCACUGCCCUUCAGGGAGGAGAAACGGUUUGCCUCCAAGCAGAAGAGAGGUCAGACGAGCGCUCAUGGCGUGAACCCGCUGACGUGUGCAGCUUCUUGCUCCAGGUCUGCGCUGCCACAGAUGCUUUCAGCCGAAGCAGGACCAAACUUGGAAGAUUUAAGCUCAGCCCAGAGACGGAGAGUGCCUCCUCAGCCACCGGGCCUCUUCAUCCCCGGGUACUCACCUGCACCAACCCCAAAUCUCGUCUGCAUUGAGAACUGCAGCCUCCUGGACCAGUAUCCAGACCUACAGGUGGCCGAUUCAGGUCGCAUCUCCCACAAUCCAGUGAGAGCCAACUCAAGCCAGCAGGACUCCGGCUACCCUGCGGUGAAUUUUAAGCCAGAGGUCUAUGCUGGUUCAGCUGUGUCCAUCCCAGACCAGGGCUAUCUGGUCAUGGGCGGCACUCAGAGCAUCAGCCUGGACGCGAACGAACCAGGGUUGGAGCCCAUGUCCAACUCCGUGCUGAACGGACUGCUGGAAAAGAAGCUGGAGGAGGUUUACAUGCAGCAUCUGACGGAUAAUUUAGCUCGAUGCAACUCCCACCUGGAGAACAGCCUCCUGCACGGCCUGGUGCCCCCGCCGCAGCCCGGGUCCCAAGAACCCUACUCACUUGAGAACAGCAUGGAUCAAGGUCCACAAAGAGGCAGCGGUGACAAAAUAAGUUAUCUGAGCACCCAGAAUGUUGCUCCCUCCUCACACUUCAGCUCCCCAGUGUUGAGGAUUUCUGAAGCUGAAAAUCCACAUCUGCAGGCAAACGUCCUCCUAAAGUAUUGAAUAUGCUCGACCAGGGAUUCUGCACGGUCACUCAUAUGUACCCGUGAAAGGAAAUUAAGUGUAAUUCCAUGUUGCAGCUCUGUUUUAUGCAUGAUGGAGUGAUGCCUCAAACUCAACUGGUUCCAUGCGCCACCUGCUGUCAAAAGGUGGCACUACAGGUCAGCAGUCUGAUAUGAUUUUUAAAGCUUGUUCUUAGUCACUUCCAGCCUGUUUCUAUUUUAAACCUCAAUUUAAAAAAACAACAACUCAUUUUUAAAUAUUUGAAAAAUCUGAAAGGUUACUUUCCCAAAAUCAUGUAAAGUUAAAGAGUUGAAAUAAGAUCAAUUUGAUGAGAGAGAAACCUCAAAGGUCUAAAACCACAGUCCGUUUCCCACCACAAGUCUUCAAACUUUCAAGAAAAAAACGUUUCAAAUAAAUUGUCACAAAUCUAUUCUUUACAAAUAAAAAUAAAGCUCAUAAAACCAA